AUGGAAAAACUCACUCCAAACCUUCCCAGUGCGAGCUACCGUUGCGUGGUGGAGGUCCCAGAGCCCCAGAGCUGCCGCGGGAACAACUUUGCCAAGGCGGCCAAAUGGAGCCCGGACGGCAGCGUGGCUCUUGCCGUCCAUGAUGAUGAGCUGCUGCGCUUGUACCAGGUGCCCUUUGGCGAGGAUCUCGAAGGUGGUAGCCUUUGCCCCUAUGCCAGUGCGGCGGAAGGGGGUGCGGUCCUGGACUUUUGCUUCUUCCCGAGCUUCACUUGGGAGUAUCCAGCGACCUGCUGCUUUAUCACAAGCAGCCAGGACCAUCCGAUCCACCUGCGGGACGCGGUCACGGGCGAGCUACGCAAUAGUUAUCGGCCUUUCAACCAGGUGGACGAGGUUUGCCAUGCCAGCAGCUUGUGCUUCUCCACCGACGGCAGCAAAAUCAUCGGGGGAUUCCCCUUCUACUUGAGGGUCUUUGACCUUCAGCGACCUGGACGUCAAGUCGAGGACUGGCUCUUGAGCACGAAGAAGGGUACAGGACAAAAAGGCAUCAUUGGAGCCGUGGCCUCAUCCCCUCAGCAAGGAGUGUACGCUGCAGGCUCCUACCAUGGAAACGUUGCCGUGUACCAAGAAGGAUCCAAAGGCAAGGCGCUGGGACGCCUGAGUGAAAAGGGCAUGGGCGGCGUGACGCAGUUGAUGUUUGUAGAUGAGUACCUCUUGCUGAGCGGCCAUCGCAAAGAUCAGUAUCUCCGGAUGUGGGACCUUCGCAUGCUGGGAGAUUCUCAAAAGGCGUUGCUGAACCGAUUUCCGCGACAGGUGCGCACGCACCAGCGGAUGCUCUUCGGGAUUCAGGGCGACCUUGUCAGCUUUGGAGAUGACCAGGGUGCUGUGCGGCUCUUCUCUUUGAGCUCAUUCGAGGAGCUUGUGUCUUUUCCCGCACACCAGCGGCCCUGCACUGCCGCUACGCUUCGAAGGGAGAGCACGAAUGGGAAGAGUGGUGACCUUUUGAGUUGCUCGGGCUCACGGCACUUCCCCAACUAUGAUGUCGACAGCCCCAACGAGCUGCCAGCAGAGCAGGUGAAACGACCCCGCCUGGAGAACACCUUGAAGGCUUCGGAUGUGCCUUUUCUCGAGUGA
This is a messenger RNA of Durusdinium trenchii, 1131 nucleotides long. Lineage: Eukaryota; Dinophyceae; Suessiales; Symbiodiniaceae. The record is from the annotation of a GenBank genome assembly.